Arvicanthis niloticus (Nile rat) is the source of this 3088-nucleotide messenger RNA. It is a transcript of the gene Scrn3, whose product is annotated as secernin 3. The record is from RefSeq and is a predicted model, not a curated record. Lineage: Eukaryota; Metazoa; Chordata; Mammalia; Rodentia; Muridae. Gene Ontology annotation, biological process: proteolysis. Gene Ontology annotation, molecular function: dipeptidase activity; cysteine-type exopeptidase activity.
GGCAGUUGCUUUUGGUAGCGGCCGCGGCUUACGGGGCGUCCGCGCGUGCGCAGCUGAGAAAUGGAACCCUAUUCCUGUGACACUUUUGUGGCAUUACCUCCAGCAACAGUUGGAAAUAGGGUUAUUUUUGGAAAAAAUUCAGACAGACUCUUUGAUGAAGUACAAGAAGUCAUUUCCUUUCCAGCUGCAGUUCAUAAUGACUUGAAAAAACGUCUCAAGUGUACUUAUAUAGAAGUUGAUCAAGUUCCUGAAACAUAUGCUGUUGUCCUUAGUCGCCCAGCUUGGCUGUGGGGGGCAGAAAUGGGUGCCAAUGAGCAUGGAGUCUGCAUUGGGAAUGAGGCUGUAUGGGGAAGAGAAGAUAUUUCUAAGGAGGAGGCACUUUUGGGCAUGGACCUUGUCAGGCUUGGCCUUGAAAGAGCUGACACAGCUGAGAAAGCUCUCAAUGUCAUUGUUGACUUACUAGAAAAAUAUGGUCAAGGUGGAAACUGUGCAGAGGGUGAAGAAUUCAGCUAUCACAACAGUUUCCUGAUCGCUGACAGGAAUGAAGCCUGGGUUCUGGAGACCUCAGGGAAGCACUGGGCAGCAGAAAAAGUCCAAGGAGUUCGUAAUAUUUCCAAUCAGCUUUCCAUAACAACCAAGAUUGACCGGGAACAUCCAGACAUGAGAAACUACGCUAAGCAGAGGGGCUGGUGGGACGGCAAAGAGGAGUUUGAUUUUACUGCGGCAUAUUCUUAUAUUGACACGGCUGCCAUGAUGACUUCACCAAGCAGAUUCUGUCAGGGCUACAAGCUUCUGGAUAAACACAAAGGAAACAUAACUUUUGAAACAAUGGUGGAAAUUCUUCGAGACAGACCCAGUGGCAUCAACAUGAAGGGAGAGUUCCUGACCACGGCAAGCAUGGUUUCUGUUUUACCUCAGGAUCCCAGCCUUCCUUGCAUUCAUCUCUUUACAGGGACUCCACACCCUGAGAGGUCUGUUUUUAAGCCUUUCAUAUUUGUACCACAUAUUUCACCACUGUUGGAUACAAAAUCACCAACAUUUGAACUUGAAAGGCCAGUGGCAAAGAGGUCAUAUGUCAAGCCUGACAGACGACACCUACUCUACCAAAACCAUCAACAAGCCUUGGAAAUUAUAAGUAACAAUAAGGGAAAAAGCAUGACAAUAUUGGACAACCUGAGGAAGCUGGAAAAAGAAGUGUUUGAAGAGAUAGAAUCAAUCCUCCAAAACAGACAUCUCGACCUGGAUAAAACUAUUAAUCUCUUUCCUCGAUAUGUAAAAGAUGAAAUUAAAAUUUAUCAGUCAAAUAUUAGUUCAUAAUGAUCAUUUAAGUGGUCAAAAAUCUUCCUCACUGCCCUGGUAAUGAUACAAAGCUACUUUAAGGAGAUCUGAUUAUUUUUUGAUUGAUAAAAACCACAGUAAUUAGUAUUUGGUUGCAUAAAGCAUGAAACAUAAACAUGAUGCAUGGGCUAUGCUACCAUUAUGUGUUAUUAAGAAAGCUCAAGGCUUUUUUUUUUUUUUCUUAAGCAGUGGAAAGUGUGUCAAGUGUGUUUUUUUGUGCUUUAGGCAAAUAUUAACCAGCUUCAACUAAACAAAUGUCUAGAUUUACGCUGUGUGACACUGCCACACACUCUGCAGAAGCCCUUUCAUUACACUCAAAAGUGUCUAAGGUUUGGCUAAGCAGCAAACUCAUCGCUCUAAUUGUUCAGCUUUUCUUCUCCCUCAUCCUCUCAGAAACUAUUAGUCCUUUUGUUAUCUGUGUAGCUUUCCUUUUCCCAGAAUGCCAGGUAGUUGUAUCUUACAAUAGGUCUUCUGGGAUUGGCUUCUUCAACACACAGCUUUCACCAUGCCUGUCUAUGCUGUGAUAGCUCGUUUCUUCUUAACAUGAAUAGUGCUUUCAGUUGAGUGUGUCACUACUGAAGAGCCUCCAAAUGUGAGUAAACAUCCAUGUGUGAGUUGCUGUGUAGGGUUCAACCCAUGUUGGAGGGAACUGAGGUACUACAGAUCCUAUGGUGUGCGUGAGAAACCACCAUGCUGUCUUCUGCACCCUGCUGCAGCACUGUCACGUCCUGGCCAACUGUCGAUGUGUCAGGAUGUGUCACACACAUUCUGAGUGUGACCUCUCACUUGCGUAGGUAACAGGGAUUGAAGCUCUGGCCUUGCACAUUGUUUUUCAGUUAAUCUGUAAUUCCAACCGGCAUAUGAUGCUGAGUUUCUUUUCGUAUGUUUAUUUUCCAUGUGUGUACUUUCUCCAAUGAGGUGUCUAGAUCUUGGCCCAUUCUUUAAUCAGGUGCUUUUUAUUUAUUUAUUUUACUAAAGAGUCUAAACUUUCUUCUCUAAUUUAAAAUUUUUAUUUUAUGUGUAUGAGUGUUUUGCCUCUCUAUGAAGCACAUGCCUGGUGCCCUCAGAGGGUCUGAGAUCCUCUUGAACUGGAGUUAAAGAUAGCUGUGAGCCACCAUGUGGGUGCUGGGGACCAAACCUAGAUCCUCUCUGCAAGAGCAAGUGUUCUUAAUCCUGAGCUCUCUCUCCAGCCCCUCCCAGCACUCAAGUCUAAACCUCUUAAGAGCUCCUUGUUCAUAGGAUGAAGUCUCAGCCCUUAACAAAUGCCAACAAUAGAUACUUACCUGCUUGCGCCUCCCUUUCAUACAAGUAGUUCUUUUUAGUCUUAGAACUUGCUAACAAGUGAGUUUCUUAGGUGUUUUCCGUCCACAGAAUAAGUUUGUAUAUGGCUCCAAAUUAGUCAUACAUUUAAUUAUUUCAUAGUAGAAUAGAAGUUCCAUGAAAGCCCAUUGUUCAGUGUUAUAUUUGGAUGCUUUGAUAUUAUUUAAUAUUUGCUAAAUGAAUAUUCAAAUACCAGUGAAAAGAAUUUAUACAUAAAUGUAAGGUUGAGUAAAUUAGCUAGCUAAUUUAUCUGUAGCCACAGAAGUCUUAAACUUAUACAAGGAUUAUAUGGAUAUGUGAUUUUCACUGCAGUGUACUCGGUGUGGAUACUUACGUUGGUAAUUAAUACCUUGGAAUGUAUUUUAGAAAUUUUAAUGUUUUCUUAAAUUUCAUCUGUUGCAAAAAAAAAAGUAAUAAACUUGUUUUACAU